Perognathus longimembris pacificus (Pacific pocket mouse) is the source of this 2049-nucleotide messenger RNA. RefSeq names its product solute carrier family 11 member 1 (gene Slc11a1). The transcript has 15 exons. Gene Ontology annotation, molecular function: cadmium ion transmembrane transporter activity; manganese ion transmembrane transporter activity; iron ion transmembrane transporter activity. The record is from RefSeq and is a predicted model, not a curated record. Lineage: Eukaryota; Metazoa; Chordata; Mammalia; Rodentia; Heteromyidae. Gene Ontology annotation, biological process: metal ion transport. Bases 394 to 2049 code for a protein of 551 amino acids. Gene Ontology annotation, cellular component: plasma membrane.
AGUGUGUGCGCAUGCGGGCAGAUAGAAAACAGUCAUACUCAAGUGACAAGAAGUGCUUGAAACCAGAGCUAAGUUAGGAAGCACAAAACACGGGGUGCCUGGCAGGGAGCCAGAAGUAAUGUGGGGUACAGGGCAGCCGAGAGGGGAACAAAAGUCCAUGCUGCGGGUAACCAGGCCCUUCCGCCUGAGCUGGUCACUUCUGCCUUUGGAGAUGGUUUCGCAAUGGCCGAGUGUGUGAUCAUGGCCUGAGCACAGUGAUGUAGAGGCGGGAGCCGGAUGAGGAUGGACUAGGCUGUGGGCUCCCCCACUCACUCCCACCAGCACCCAGAGAAGUCAGGUUGGAGUGCCACAGGCUGGGUGCUCACGUAACAGCCGUACCUGGCGCUUGCCAUCAUGGUGGGUGGUGAGAGUCCCCAGGGGCUGGGCAGGUCCAACUACGGUUCCAUCUCCAGUCCAUCUGGCCCAGGACCACAGCAAACGCCAGCCCGGGAAACCUACCUGAGUGAGAAGAUCACCAUCCCAGAGGCCGAACCGGGCACAUUCAGCCUUCGGAAGCUGUGGGCCUUCACGGGACCUGGCUUCCUCAUGAGCAUUGCUUUCCUGGACCCCGGGAACAUCGAGUCGGACCUCCAGGCUGGCGCUGUGGCUGGAUUCAAACUGCUCUGGGUACUGCUCUGGGCCACCGUGCUGGGCUUGCUCUGCCAGCGACUGGCUGCCCGGCUAGGCGUGGUGACAGGCAAGGACUUGGGCGAGGUCUGCCAUCUCUACUACCCCAAGGUGCCCCGCAUUCUGCUCUGGCUGACCAUUGAGCUGGCCAUUGUGGGCUCAGACAUGCAGGAGGUCAUCGGCACCGCGAUCGCAUUGAACCUGCUCUCAGCUGGACGAAUCCCGCUCUGGGGUGGCGUCCUCAUCACCAUCGUGGACACGUUCUUCUUCCUCUUUCUGGAUAACUAUGGGUUGCGGAAGCUGGAAGCUUUCUUUGGACUUCUCAUCACCAUCAUGGCCUUGACCUUCGGCUAUGAGUAUGUCGUAGCCCGUCCUGCACAGGGAGCGCUCCUUCGCGGUCUGUGGGUGCCCUCCUGCCCGAGCUGUGGUCAGCCCGAGCUUCUGCAAGCCGUGGGCAUUGUUGGUGCCAUCAUUAUGCCCCACAACAUCUACCUGCAUUCAGCCUUGGUUAAGACUCGCGCUAUAGACCGAGCUCAGCGGGGACGCAUCCGGGAAGCCAACAUGUACUUCCUGAUUGAGGCCUCCAUCGCCCUGUCGGUCUCCUUCAUCAUCAACCUCUUCGUCAUGGCUGUCUUUGGGCAGGCCUUCUACCAGAAAACCAACCAGGAUGCGUUCGACAUCUGCGCCAACAGCAGCCUGCGCGACUAUGCCAAGAUCUUCCCGAGGGACAACAGCACGGUGUCGGUGGACAUUUACCAAGGGGGCGUGAUCCUGGGCUGCCUGUUCGGCCCCGCGGCUCUCUACAUCUGGGCCGUGGGUCUCCUGGCCGCCGGGCAGAGCUCCACCAUGACGGGCACGUACGCGGGACAGUUCGUCAUGGAGGGCUUCCUGAGGCUGCGCUGGUCCCGCUUUGCCCGGGUCCUGCUAACCCGCUCCUGUGCCAUCCUGCCCACCGUGCUUGUGGCUGUCUUCCGAGACCUGAGGGACCUGUCCGGCCUAAACGACCUGCUCAACGUGCUGCAGAGCCUGCUGCUUCCCUUUGCCGUGCUUCCCAUCCUGACCUUCACCAGCAUGCCUGCCAUCAUGCAGGAGUUUGCCAACGGCCUGCUGAGCAAAGCUGUCACUUCCUGCAUCAUGGCUCUAGUCUGUGCCAUCAACCUCUACUUUGUUGUCAGCUACCUGCCUAGUCUCCCACACCCUGCCUACUUCGGCCUUGUCGCUGUGCUGGCUGUAGCCUACCUGAGCCUUACUAUCUACCUGGCCUGGACCUGUUGCCUCGCCCAUGGAGCUGCCUUGCUGAGCCACAGCUCACACCAGCACUUCCUAUAUGGGCUUCCUGAAGAGGAGCAAGAGGAUAGGAUGAGCCCCUCUGCAGGGAAGUAG